Molecule: messenger RNA, 3187 nt
Organism: Agrilus planipennis (emerald ash borer)
Lineage: Eukaryota; Metazoa; Arthropoda; Insecta; Coleoptera; Buprestidae
Product: cAMP and cAMP-inhibited cGMP 3',5'-cyclic phosphodiesterase 10A-like
Exons: 2
Coding region: 480-2741 (753 amino acids)
Biological process (GO): negative regulation of receptor guanylyl cyclase signaling pathway; signal transduction
Molecular function (GO): 3',5'-cGMP-stimulated cyclic-nucleotide phosphodiesterase activity; protein binding
Source: RefSeq, a predicted model, not a curated record
UUUUACUGUAUUGCUUUAUUUACUCGCGAUAUUCAAUAAGUAUACCCUUUUCCACCGCUCAAAAAGAAAAUAUACAAAUGAGAAAUAAUUUUUCGUUAAUCUUUUUUAAAUGUCUGAAUAUUGCUGCAAACUAAAUAAACCCAUUGGGUUCUUCUAAUAAACUGGAAGAUUAAUUCUGAAAUGAGGGUAGACCGAAGACAUACAAAGACUGUUGAAUAGAGUACUUAAUACGUUAAAAACAAACGUUCAUAAAAAAAGUCAAUUGGAAAAAUUGUCAGAUGUCUAAUGACAAUACCAGUGAUCACUGAGAUCUGGAGAGGCCCAAUUUUUUUCUAUGGGUUGUAAAAAAUUUGACGUAUUCGAGUUUAAUAAAAACGCUAAAAUAAAUUUUAUUUUAUUUUUUUUUCUACCGUUGGAGUCGUAUCAGUUUUAUUUUAUUGAUUAGUAAAACCCAUGAUUCUUAAGUUAACGUUGAUGUGAUGGUAGGAAAACGAUCUGCUCUGUCUCGGCAAAAGUUUGAAAAGGCUUCUCAAGCGUUUCCACGUCAAAGGAGAUACGAAAAGCAAGUCGUACCGUUCAGUCCUGAAACGAUCACAAGAGUGAAGAACGACGCGAUUUAUUACACCAAACUAUUCAACGAUUUGACCAGCGGAGAAGUCAACAUAAGUAAAUUGCUCCAUGCGAACAUCGGUUUCUUAAAAACGUUCACCAAAUCGUUAUACGGUUACGUCUACUUGGUUAAUAAAAAUCAACUGUAUUUUUCAACUCCGACAACCAACGAAAAGGAAAACGACCAUUGGACAAUCGAACAGGAUUCGCCGAGAAUAGCAGCCGCGGUAGCUUAUAAGAAAGAAUUUGUUGUAAUAAAAGACGUCCGCAAGCAGAAACGUUUUCUGCUCGGCUGUCACAUAGCCGACACUUACAACAUUCCGAAAUCGUUACUCUGCGUCCCAUUGGUCACCCCAUCCGACGUAUGUUUCGGCGUUAUCGAGCUUCAGCGUCAUGCCACGGAGGAACCCUACGGUAUGAGCGACAUAAAGACGAUUGUUGCCAUUACAGGGUGGAUGGGGGCCACCGUUCAUCAGAGCUGGGAGCGGAUGCAGUACGAAAGAGAUUUGGAAUUGGCCGACAGCUAUGCCUACUUUCUCUACAAGUAUCUAGAAGGCGACAGCGAUGUGGACACCUUAAUUACAGACAUUACGAACAUAAUCAAAGACCGUCUCGGAGCAGAAAAGUGCGUCUUCUAUAAAACUGACCAGAAGGAAGACGAGUUAGUUGCCUACUCGUUCGAGGAGUCGCUUGCUAGUGGGAAUUGCAAGUUCGUCGAUCAGAUGUACAUGAAGAACACUCCGGUACGUUCGGAAGACGAGCAAGGAUUGUUAUCGUUAGCGCUCAAAACUAGAGAGAUUAUGAAUAUCGAGGAUGUCUACGAUCCACGAUUCAAUCCUUACAAAGACGGAAGGCACGGCGGGGUGAACUUCCGUAAUGCCCUAGUGCUUCCCAUAUGGAAUUCUAGUCGUCCCCUUGCCGUUCUAAUGAUUAUUAACAAAGUGGGAUGUCUUAGAUUUAAGUCUGACGACGAGGACCUGUUGAAAAAGAUGUGCCCGUACAUGGCUGCAGCUUUGGAACACAAUUACUACCGGGAACACAAUAAUACCAGGGAGAUAGAGAUUGACUACUACAGGGAUCUGGUGAGACAAGUAAUGAUGCCGUGUCGUCAUUAUAAGAAGUUAAAACAAGCCCAGGACGACAGCACGGUAGCCGAAGUUUUCCCACAGAUGACCGAUCCCGUUUGGUACUUGAAAUCCACCGAUGAAGAGAUGAAGGAUCAUCUACUGCUCAACAUGAUGAUUGAUGUUAUUAACGAGACCGAUAUUAACAUGGCAGGGUUGCAAAGGAUGAUUCGGUGGGCUCACACGGGAUACAGGGACGUCCAGUAUCAUAACUUUGAACACGCCUUCAACGUUACCCAUUGCGUUUAUUCGGUGAUAAAACGGAAUCCUGAUAGAUUCAAGCCAAUUGAGAAAAAGGGACUCAUCAUUGCCGCACUGUUUCACGACAUCGACCAUCCAGGAUAUAACAACAACUUCCUUCAUUUGACAAGACAUUCACUAGCAAAACUCUAUCCGGAAUCCACUUUGGAAUGUCACCACUAUUCAGUUGCGUUCUCGUUCUUGAAACUCAAUCAGAUAUUUGACAAUAUGAGUAAUGCUACUUAUUCCAAGAUAUUAUCUGAAAUCCAUGUAGCCAUUAUGGCAACUGAUUUAUCUCAAUAUUUUCAGAACAGGUCCGACCUUUGUCGUAUACUUCAUGCUAACGAAUUCCAAUGGGACAAUGUAUCGCACAGGAUUCUAGUAAAAAGUGUUGUUAUGACGUACGCGGACCUCUCAGGUCUCCUAAAGGAUUUCGAAGUUGUCCAGACUUUGACCAACAGAUUGUAUAGUGAGUUUUAUAACCAAGGAGACAUCGAGGCGGCUUUAGGUUAUCCGCCCAUUUCUAUGAUGGACAGGAAGAGGAGAUACAUAGUACCGAAAGAUCAGUACCAUUUCAUGAACGUCAUCGUCAUACCGUGUGUCGAAUUAUUGACGACACUGAUACCAAACACCCAGGUCUCUUUAGAUAAAGGAAUCGAAAUUAGCAACAGGUGGUUUGAUAUCAUCCAAAAGGGGCAGAAGUAUUGGGCCAGCAUAGAUAAUUUCGAAGAGGUAGAAAAGGAAUCAAUUCGGAUUUCAUUUACGUGAUAAGACGCUUGGUUUUGAUACAAUGAUGAGUACUUAUGUUAAUGCCAAAACACAAAUAGCAGCAGGUUUAGUCACAUUUAAGAUUCGUGCAUCGGGGCUACAUUCACCUCAUUUUGCUUCAUAGUUUUGUAAGUCUUAAUAUUAAAAUUUAUGUCUGGCAUUGUUGUUUUAUUCUACAAAUUACGGUAGAUACAAAUCCUGACGAUGCAAUGCUUUAUUUUUAUACAAAAAAAUGAUUUUUUUUUAUUUAUCCUUAGUGAUAAGCAAGACCAGACCAAGACCAAGACCUUUCCAGUCUUGGUAUUCGUCUUGGUUUUGGCGGUAUACAAACAGUGUUGGUCUAGGUCUUGGUUUUGGUCUUACCACUACUAUUCCUGAAUGAAUUUACAUAUUUAUUGGAAUCUAAAAUAAGUGAUUUUGACAAUGUUAAACGGGACAAGAAGUUA